Dentiscutata heterogama is the source of this 577-nucleotide messenger RNA. The record is from the annotation of a GenBank genome assembly. NCBI's taxonomy places the organism in Eukaryota, Fungi, Glomeromycota, Glomeromycetes, Diversisporales, Gigasporaceae.
AAUAACGACGACCAUUUUAGAAAAAAAAAAAUGAUUCAAAAGUUGCCGUUACGAAUUUUUUCGCAAAUAAAAAUUUCAAAAUUCACAACUAUAACUUCACCAUAUCAUGGAAUUAUACCAUCAAUUCAAUUCAAACCGAUAAACUUAAAUAUACCUUAUCGUUAUUCAUCUUUAAAUAUUCAUCAUCGUUUCUUUUCAACACCAGUUACUACGCCAAUAACAGCUACUCCUGAAAAAAAGUCCAAUACAACAACAAAAAUCAAAAUUCGAUCUCUUCCUGAAAUAUCAUCAAAGACACCACGUUAUAUUGCUUAUGGUAUAAUUGGAAUUUCAUUUUGGGCUACGGCUAUAGCAUUAUCAUUUAAUUAUCAACGUAUAAAUAGUAGUACAGUUCAAGGAAGUCUAUCUAAUGUAAAACAUCAUCCAAAAGCUAUACAAUACUUAGGACAAAAUAUUAACUUUACAGCACCUCAAUGGUGGCCUUUUCCUUCACAAUGGACAUUUCCUUGGGUUUCAGGGAACAUUAACCAAUUAAAAGGAAUUGUAAAUUUUAAAUAUUGGGUAGAAGGAAGUGAUG